GGCGAUGUGUCGCCGAUUCCAGCUCGAUGUGCCUCCCUGAGCCCAUCCCCCCCUAUCUCGGAGGUUGAGAGACCUCCUACCCUGACACGUCGAUGAGGGAAUUGGCCGUUUCUGGUUCGCGAGAGGGCGUCGCGGCCGUCAUUGUUGCGGGUGCAGGUCCGUCGGUUUCGGUCCUAGGUUGUUUUCAGUUUGCUAAAGGGAGGUUUCUCCACCGCCGACUAUCCUUGCCCCUCGCCCUCACGAGGUCCGCCUGGACUUCAUGCUGAAGCGCCUCGGACCUGGGCGAGCCCAGGUGGUCUUCGGAGAAUACUGUGAGAUGGGCGCCUGCUGCCUCAAGUGGGAGGAAGGGCCGCCCCUCAUCUGGCAAGCGGCGCUGGACCGGGCGCUCGAGCGGGCGCCAGGAGUGCCAGAAGUUCACAGACAAGGUAAUGUUGAACGUUGAGAACUUCAGUUUCUCCCUUGCGCCUC
This is a messenger RNA of Prorocentrum cordatum, 468 nucleotides long. NCBI's taxonomy places the organism in Eukaryota, Dinophyceae, Prorocentrales, Prorocentraceae. The record is from the annotation of a GenBank genome assembly.